AUGGACAUUGAUACACUGCAGGCUGCAGAUCAGACGACUUUCGAGGAAGUGGAAUCGUCCAGGCAGGAGACUUUUGAGAAGCCAACAGCCACCAAAACAUUGCUGCAAAGUGUGCAGGCCAAGGAUAAGACGCAUGAGUACUUGGCCACCCGCUGGGUUAAGUUCUUCUUGGGGAGCCCCUCGCCAGCCUUCCUUACUCUAAUGGAGUUCCUUUUCGAGGCCAGUGGAUGUCUGUAUGAGAUUCCGAAGGAUACAGAAAUGCCAUUUCCCUACGCAGACAUUCUGGUAGAUUGCCUGUCAAAGUGUCGCAGUGUCAGUCUGCAAUAUCCCGUCAUUACGAAGAGGGCUGACAUCUUCAUUCGCAAAAUUGUCAGCUUUUUCCAAGCUCUUCUGAACUCGGCCAACAUCAUGCCCGAUGCUUUGUUCAACAAAUUUCUGGAAGAAUUGCUUGGCUUUGUGAUGGCCUUUUCGCAGUCCUCCGCACGGCCCAUUCGCCAUACCAGCACCUUGCUGGGUCUCAAACUUAUGACCAUACUGAAAGAUCAAACAUCUAUGGACCAGGAAUUGCCCAAGACGGUGUGGGAGAAGAUGUUCAACUGCCUGUUUGUAGAUCGCCGCAUGGAUGUGGUGGAUAACAUAAGAGCCGUGUGCCUCACCGAGCUUGGCCUGUGGUUCCAGAAGUAUCCAGAGGGUUAUCUUCAAGAUAGCAAUCUGUGGUUUAUCUUCGAAGCUUUGGGUGACAGCUCGGCGGAAGUUAGGCAGCUUUGUCUUUCCAUUAUCACGAGACUCCUUCCCAACGAGCAUCUUCGCCCAACGUGUCUGGAAUUAGGCCAGGAGUUUCGGGAGCUAUUGCUAAGUUUUUGCAUGGACAAGGAGGACGAACUAGCUGAGGAAUCCUUGCGACUCCUGGCCGAUUUCUAUCAAUAUUCCCCAGAAAUUCUAAGUCCUGACACUUGCCUGCUGCUGGAGCAACUAAUGUUCGCCGCACAUCGUGGAUUAGCGCAGGCCGCGGGGGAGUUUUUCAUGAUGCGGAGGAAGGUAAUGGAAGGAGAAACAUUUCCUGAAAGAAUAAAUCCGCUGCUGCUCCUUUACGCCAAGGAUAGUCCCCAUGAGCAUGCCGCCUAUCUGGUGGAUUCUCUGCUGGACAAGUACGAAAUUAUCCUAGACUGGCAGUCAAUGAUAUGGAUGCUGGUCGACGAUGAGUCGGGGUUAAACGAAGAUCAGUGCUCUUCUUUGAUUGAAAUCCUUACCGUAGGGGUGAAGCAAGCGAUUACUGGGGAAAUACCAGCAGGAAGAAUCACCAAAGAUCUGGAGAGGAAUCCAAAGGAGGGGGCCAAAAAGAAAGCCACUGCUUUACUGGCACCGAUUUUACCCGAACUCCUUCAGAGUUAUGCUUCCCGCCUAGCUGAUCUGAAGAAUCUCCUAGAGCUACCGCAGCACUUGGAACUCCAGUACUACAAGCAAAAAACCAACGACAGGCAACUUAGGCAAUUAUUAUAUGAGAUCAACACCGUAAUGUUCCACCAGACCGACUACGAAGUGCUCCAGAUUGCGGCUCACACUUUGGACAUUCUCUAUGCCAUAGGCACUACUAGGAUACUUGUAAAGGAACUGAUCGACAGUGCGGUGACCAACUACCGCCUGGCCUGGCAGGAGAUUUUCGAUGUGGAAAACUCAUCAUCCUCGUCCUCAUCGGAAUCAUCUUUCUCCACCCAAACUCCGGAGAGCGACUACAACCGAAUGCUGAUUUCCUUACGUUUGGUGACAGCCCUCUACGCCCGCUUCAAUCUCAGUGGCUGGCAGAUGAACGAAUCGGUUCUGGGCAACCUGAGAAUACUGGCCAGGGAACAGUUGGUACUAAGCUCUUAUAACAUGCUCACAGAAACAGUGGCUCUUUAUCUGGAGUGUGGCUUCUACAGCCUAUGCUGGGACUUGGGGCAGUUCCAGGACGAGGCCUCUAAGAAUCCAAACAUGAAGGACUCUCUUUGCGCCCUUAAGAAGAACUUGGAUGAUUUCAUGUUCGCAAGCCUUAACCCGGUUCUUGAAGGUGGCCAUGCUAUACUGAUAGAUCUGAGCUUUUCCUAUGUCUGCGAUCUGCUUGUGAUGUUUGGGUAUCACCUACGUGAGAGCUCCUACCCAUCGGUCCGCUCUCUGGCGUACUCGCCGUCUGCUUGUCAGCUGGAUCUUCUGGAGAAGUGCGUUGUGGACAACAUCUUCGAGAUGAGUCCUUCGGAUCUGAUGGCACCAGAUAACUUUGGUCAGCUGCAGAACAUGCGAGGCAUCCUAAACAGCUACUGCAAACUGGUGUCCUUCAACGUGGUGCCCACCAUGAAAGCCAGCAAGAUCUUUCAGUACUACGGAAAGUAUUUUGAACCAUUUGGCGACAUAAUGAAGUGCACCAUGGAACACGCUCUGCACAUCAACCCUAUCAACUAUGCAAUGACCUUGUUUCACUCCUGUUUGCAUUUAUUCUCUAGGAUUAUGUCCGAUAAUGACCAAGAUGGACUCAGGGCUGCCAAUUCAGCAGAGUUUUCGGAACUAAUAGAGCUAGCUAACCGAUUGGCUGAGACCAUUAAGUCCAAUCUCUUAGAGAAUCGCCAAUGCAUCAUUGUCCUGAACCGGGCUGGAGUUAUGUUUGUCAAGGAUUCAUUGCAGGGAAAACCCACGGCUGUCCCACAAAACCUACUUUUCCUGCGUGUCUGUCAGGUGUUUGUGCCGCUGCUCUUGAGGCAGGACAAACUUACGAUACUUAAAUUGGUCAAGACAAUCGAGGAACCUGCGCUGCCUUCUUGCAAGAGGGAGGACUGGCAGAACUUGCAAGAAUUUUGUUUCUUAUUGAGUCCGUCAAAGAGAGGGUUAAAGUGAAUCCUCUUUGACAACUUUGAGAGCUUAUUUAUAUAGUAAUUAAUUACUUUCCAAAGAUAUAUAAUAUCUGACCGUC
Molecule: messenger RNA, 2941 nt
Organism: Drosophila eugracilis
Lineage: Eukaryota; Metazoa; Arthropoda; Insecta; Diptera; Drosophilidae
Product: cohesin subunit SA-2
Exons: 7
Coding region: 1-2865 (954 amino acids)
Biological process (GO): sister chromatid cohesion
Cellular component (GO): cohesin complex; nucleus; chromatin
Molecular function (GO): chromatin binding
Source: RefSeq, a predicted model, not a curated record